Molecule: messenger RNA, 1896 nt
Organism: Boeremia exigua
Lineage: Eukaryota; Fungi; Ascomycota; Dothideomycetes; Pleosporales; Didymellaceae
Product: pyridoxal phosphate-dependent transferase
Exons: 4
Coding region: 1-1896 (631 amino acids)
Biological process (GO): arginine metabolic process
Cellular component (GO): mitochondrial matrix
Molecular function (GO): pyridoxal phosphate binding; transaminase activity; identical protein binding
Source: RefSeq, a predicted model, not a curated record
AUGGCGACUCCAGAGGCACAGGAGGCGGCAGCUAAGCAGCGAAUCAUCAGGCACAUGAACGCAGAUCAUCAUGAUUCUAUCCGUCGCUACGUCGAAGCCUACGCCUCCAAAAGUCCUAGGCAAAGCCGGUCUGCCCAGAUGACGGACAUCGAUCUGAAUCAGAUGAAGUUCAGUUGCGGUGGCCAAGCAAGUACUGUCGCGUUCGAUCCGCCUAUGAAGUCUCUCCGCGAAGCAAGAGAACGUCUCGUUCAAAUGGAUGGAGAAACUCUGCAGAUCUUAGGCCGGAGUGACAUCACGAUCACUCGAUACGUUCCAGCGUACGUCAAGCUGGGCCACUUAUUCAACUUCACUCAAUGUGCCUUACUCUUCCUUUUGCUGCCAAGAGGGAUGAAUUUCAAGCCUGGCAGUCUGCUGUACGAUCAUCUUCUGUACACGGUGCCCGCUUUCGCAAGGUUCGUGCUGCAGGUCAGAUGGAUUGUUCUGCCUCUCGUGUUGGCCAUUCACGUUACCGAGGCAUACCUCAUGGCGAACAAGGUCAAGAGACAUGGAUUGAAUUCAGCUGAUGCAGUGUGGUGGAUGUGGCGCGAUUCGACAUUGGCAACCCCAGAUCCUCCAGCUGGCUCGAAAACCGCAGGCCUAGUUGACCAGCAACUACCGUACAUGGUCCCAACCUAUGUACGCCCGCCGCCGAUGUUCGAGAAGGGUGAGGGAUGCUACAUGUGGGACGUCGAGAACAGGAAGUACCUAGACUUCACAGCCGGUAUCGCGGUCAACGCUUUGGGGCAUUGCGAUGCUGGAGUGGCUGAGGUCAUUGCUCAACAGUCCAAGCAGCUCAUGCACACCUCCAACCUCUACCAUAACCCCCAUACUGGCCUCCUCUCGAAACAGCUGAUUCAGCUCACGCACGCGACCGGCGGCUUUGCCAGCGCCACCAAGACCUUCAUCUGCAACAGCGGUUCUGAAGCCAACGAGGCGGCUAUCAAGUUUGCACGCAAGACUGGAAAGUCGCUGCAACCAGACGGUAGCAAGUACGAGUUCGUCUCAUUCCACAACUCCUUCCACGGCAGGACUAUGGGAAGCUUGAGCGCCACACCGAACCCUAAAUACCAGACACCCUUCUCUCCCAUGGUUCCCGGAUUCAAGUACGGAACAUUCAACGAUAUCGAGGGUAUCAACAGCCUGGUCACCGAGUCGACAUGUGGUGUCAUCAUCGAGCCGAUUCAGGGAGAGGGUGGUGUCAAUGUCGCAACACCUGAGUUCCUGCUUGCCCUUCGCAAGCGUUGUACAGAGGUUGGCGCAGUCUUGAUCCACGACGAGAUCCAGUGCGGUCUCGGCCGUACAGGUACCUUUUGGGCACACGCCCUGUUCCCGAAAGAGGCCCACCCAGACAUCGUUACUACGGCCAAGGCCCUGGGCAACGGUUUCCCUAUCGGUGCCACCAUUGUCAAUGACUUCGUCUGCGACCACAUCAAGACUGGCGACCACGGAACAACAUUCGGUGGCAACCCGCUCGGUAGUCGUGUAGCCUCUUACAUCCUUUCUCGCCUCUCAUCACCUGAGAUCCUGGACGCCGUUCCGGCCAAGGAGCAGGCAUUCCGCAAACACUUCGAGACUUUGCGUCAGCAGUACCCAGAUCAGAUCAAAGAGAUUCGCGGCAAGGGUCUGAUCCUGGGUAUGCAGCUCGAUGCUGAUCCCACUGAGAUUGUCACAGCUGCUCGCGAGAGGGGAUUACUCAUUAUCACUUGCGGCACCAACACACUGCGGUUUGUGCCUCCUCUGACAAUCACUGAGGCGGAGAUCGAGGAGGGCAUGGAGAUUCUAGGCCAGGCAAUGAAGAGCGUAUGGAUUAAGGGCGAGGAGGUCAAGGGCACAGACGGCCAGCAGGAGAUGCGAUAA